Molecule: messenger RNA, 592 nt
Organism: Marmota flaviventris (yellow-bellied marmot)
Lineage: Eukaryota; Metazoa; Chordata; Mammalia; Rodentia; Sciuridae
Gene: Polr2f
Product: RNA polymerase II, I and III subunit F
Biological process (GO): transcription by RNA polymerase I; tRNA transcription by RNA polymerase III; transcription by RNA polymerase II
Cellular component (GO): RNA polymerase II, core complex; RNA polymerase III complex; RNA polymerase I complex
Molecular function (GO): DNA binding
Source: RefSeq, a predicted model, not a curated record
CACGGCGCAGGCGCAGGCGCAGGAUACGCGGGUAACACGCUGGGCGGAGGGUCGCUCCCUGUGGCUCUGCGCGCGGGUCGGGACAGGGGGACCGGGUUACUGAAGCAAAGGGCGUCAUGUCAGACAACGAGGACAAUUUCGAUGGUGAUGACUUUGAUGAUGUGGAGGAGGAUGAAGGGCUAGAUGACUUGGAGAAUGCUGAGGAGGAGGGCCAGGAGAACGUUGAGAUCCUUCCUUCUGGGGAGCGACCGCAGGCCAACCAGAAGCGAAUCACCACCCCAUACAUGACCAAGUAUGAGCGAGCCCGAGUGCUGGGCACCCGAGCUCUUCAGAUUGCGAUGUGUGCCCCCGUGAUGGUGGAGCUGGAGGGGGAGACAGACCCCUUGCUCAUCGCCAUGAAGGAGCUCAAGGCCCGAAAGAUCCCCAUCAUCAUUCGCCGCUACCUGCCCGAUGGGAGCUAUGAAGACUGGGGGGUGGACGAGCUCAUCAUCACCGACUGAGCUGGAGCCUCCUGACCUGGCCACACCCCGUCUCUGUGCCCAUUUUACACGUGUAAAUAAUAAACUGUUCCACCUCCCGCCCCGCUCCUCUA